GACAGGAGACAAAACAGAGGAGCAAAUAAGAAUUCUGGUUUCAUCCUGAUCAACUAAGGUGCGAUUAAAUCCCGACGGUCCAAACAGGAUAUACAACUUUCAUCCCAAGAACCUCUUUUAGGAAACCCAAUUCUGGUUCCCCACUAGAGCCGGUUACUAAGCAACAAUUGUGGGCGGAAAGAGCCUAGCCCCGCCCCUGGAGAGCUCAGGCGUUUCAGGAUCUUCAUCUUUAAGAUCUGCCUUUUCAACUUUUCGAAAGGGCGGGGCAACGAGCGCAGCAGUUACCUCCUUCUCUCCGCCCUGCCGGCUCUCACGUGUGUUCGGUUGCUCAAUGACAGCUCGUCUUCUGGGACUUCCUGGUUGUCGGGGCCAAUCAGAGUGCUCUUCACGUCCUGACCAUUGUCAGCCCGAGGCCAAUCGGCGUGCCUCUAAAACGCCCCUUAAAGGCGCCGCCAAGGCCUCCCGAGCCGGGGCGAACCAAUUACUCGGUUCCUGCCCCCAGCUGCAGUAUGGAGUCGCCCCGGGGGCGGCCUGGGCCCGAGACAGACCUGCUAGCUCUGGGGGAACAGCAAGCUGCGCUCUUCGGCGACGGCCCGAGCCAAACGCCCUCUGAGCGGCCCUCAGGCCUCCGACUGUCCGAGGAGGAAGAAGGAGAGAACGUUGGGGGCGCGAGCUGCCACCCCAAGGCGUCCCCGAAGACUUCGAGCUGCGGCUUUGUCCACCCUCCGGAAUGGGAAGCUCCGGAGGACAAGCCGGGCCGUGGAGGGACGCUUUCUGGGGCAGGGAGCCGCCUCGGGGCGCCAGAUCCCGAAUACGACCCGCACGGGUCCUCCCGGCGCAAGGACCCUGAGCCGCCAGAAGACAAGCCUGAAUCCGAGAGGGUCUGCCGUCGAGGGAGCCCUGUAGGCGGCGGGAUGGAUGUUGAGCAGGAGAAGGAAGACGACGACGAGGCGGCCGCAGCCGGCAGGGGUAGCCGUUCGUUCUCCAGCCGCCUUCAGGACAGCCGCAGCUUGGACGGGUUGAGCGGGGCGUGCGGCGGCGCCGUGUCUUCAGGGGGUGCAGAAUCUGGCGCCGGCGGCGGGCGGCGCGCCACUAUCUCCAGCCCCCUGGAGCUUGAAGGCACGGUGAGCCGCCAUGGCGACCUCACCCACUUUGUCGCCAACAACCUGCAACUCAAGAUCCGUCUGAGCGGCGCCCCUCAACCCCCGCCCCCUGCCCCUACGCGGCCCUGUUCAGCGCCCACACCCACUCCGGCCAUCCCUCCCAUCGACCCCGACGUGCUGCGGGACCUGGAGCGGCUGAGUCGGGAGCUGGGCGGCAGGGUGGACCGUCUGCUUCGCGGUCUGGGAGGUGCGGUGCAGGAGCUGACAGCUCUGAGCGUGGGCUGCAUCCAGACCUACCGCGAUGCAGUGGACUCUCUAGGUGAAGCUGUGGACAUGAGCAUCAAGGGCAUGUAUACCCUGCUGGCGCGCUGUGAAGAACUGGAGCGGGCUCUGCAACCGGUUCAGGGACUGGCGCGACAAGUCCGGGAUAUCCGACGCACCUUGGAGGUGUUGGAGGCCCUGUGCAAGUGACUGGGAAGGCAGGAGAGGCCUGGCAACGCCAGGGACCAGCAGGAUCCUUAAGGACUCUUCAAGGAGCCCUGGUGGGACCUGCCUGCUGAGAGGAGGGAGGCCUAUAUAUGGGAGGUUCUUCCAGAUACGUUUAGCAGGCCUGCGACCAUUCGCUGGGCCUUAUGCAGGUGUACAUGGGGAAGUUCUAAAGACUCUCCUGGUGGGAGGGUAUGAUGCUCUGCUUCUGUUCAGUUGGCCAUCUGCAGCUACCUUGUUCUCCCAACUCUCUUUCCCAAUUAGAGCACCGUCUCUGGAAAUCCGGGGCUUUAGGUCUGGGCUUAGGAGAUGUGACUGUCAUAAAUUAUCAAGAAAGGAGAACAGAGGAGGCUCCAGCCCCCACUCUGGCCACUCUGACCUCCAGUGGUCACACCUCAGGUGCCAGGGGCUGUGGGAGCUUGUGUGGUCAAAGACCACACACCAUGCAGACAACGACGCAUAUUUGCAGAUGGAUAACCUCCUGCUUCUGCCCUUUGGCCCUCUACCAUCCCAUUUCCCCAGUCAUAACCUGGGCGAAGCUAGAAGGAAUGUAUUGCAUGGUGGAGGAGGUGCGUUGGGAGGGGUCUCUCUGCUCUCAGGGUUCAGAUAGAAUUGUUGGUUUUGAAGCCCACCUGUUGUGGAAUGUUCUAAUCAGUUUUGGCUUUCUGAGUUUUUGUGGAAUUAAAGUGCUGCUGCUGCUAAGGCU
This is a messenger RNA of Odocoileus virginianus texanus, 2295 nucleotides long. RefSeq names its product Bprotein-1 related complex subunit 6 (gene BORCS6). Gene Ontology annotation, biological process: lysosome localization. Gene Ontology annotation, cellular component: BORC complex. The record is from RefSeq and is a predicted model, not a curated record. Lineage: Eukaryota; Metazoa; Chordata; Mammalia; Artiodactyla; Cervidae.